CUGCUGCUGCUGCUCUCCAACGACACAACAGAAACCAAGAAAAGUUAAAAGGUCUGAGAGAUCCAUCUCAAGUUAAAGCUACCUGUUGAGUCUUGAUUUCACAUUUUGCUGUGCCUGCACUCAGCGGAGGUUGGCAUGCCCUGGACCAGACCUCAGGUGGACCUUCAUGCCACUGGAGCAGAGGCCAUGGACCAAUACAACAUAGACGACCACCACUUUGAAGGCUCCCUGUUCCCCACCUCCACUCUCAUCCCCAUAACUGUCAUCUGCAUCCUCAUCUUCAUCAUCGGCGUGACAGGCAACACCAUGACCAUCCUCAUCAUCCAGCACUUCAAGGACAUGAAGACCACCACCAACCUCUACCUGUCCAGCAUGGCCGUGUCUGACCUCAUCAUCUUCAUCUGCCUGCCCUUCGACCUCUACCGCCUGUGGAAGUACGUGCCCUGGCUGUUCGGGGAGGUGGUGUGCCGCUUCUAUCACUACAUCUUUGAGGGCUGCACCUCGGCCACCAUCCUUCACAUCACGGCCCUGAGCAUCGAGCGCUACCUGGCCAUCAGCUUCCCCCUCAGGAGCAAGAUGAUGGUGACCAGACGCAGGGUCCAGUACAUCAUCAUCGCCCUGUGGGGUUUUGCCUUGGUUUCUGCUGCUCCCACACUCUUUCUGGUUGGGGUGGAGUAUGACAAUGACACUCACCCGGACUACAAUACAGGGCAGUGUAAGCACACCAACUACGCCAUCAGUUCUGGGCAGCUGCACAUCAUGCUCUGGGUGUCCACAACCUACUUUUUUUGCCCAAUGCUCUGCCUCAUCUUCCUCUACGGCUCCAUUGGGUGCAAGCUGUGGAAAAGCAAGAAUGACCUGCAGGGCCCCUGUGCUCUGGCCCGUGAAAGGUCACACAGGCAAACAGUUAAGAUCCUGGUGGUGGUGGUGUUGGCUUUUAUAAUCUGCUGGCUGCCCUACCACAUUGGCAGGAACCUCUUCGCCCAAGUGGACGACUACGACACGGCCAUGCUGAGUCAGAACUUCAACAUGGCCUCCAUGGUGCUCUGCUACCUCAGCGCCUCCAUCAACCCUGUCGUCUACAACCUCAUGUCUCGGAAGUACAGGGCCGCAGCCAAACGCCUCUUCCUGUUGCACCAGCGGCCCGGACAAGCCCACCGCGGCCAGAGACAGCUCUGUGUGACUGACCACAUCUCCACCCUGAAUGAAAGCCUGACUGGGGUCUGAGGGGCCCCUCUAGAGAGGUGCUUUUACAGGCUUGUUUGACUUCAUCGCAGUGUUUGCAGGCAUCUUUAAAGUUGCAGCUGAAGAGAAAACUUGAUGAAGAUGUGUAGAGGAGGAAUGUUUGCUCCAUUGCACUUCAAUGCAAAAUCAGAUUUACUACUACUCAGCGGCAUUUUGUUCACAGAGACUGGGUGAUGUCACUUUUCAUUUUUUUGGUCAAGACAACAGGAAUUCAGCGGAUUCCAAGCGAAAAAGUUUCCAUUUACGCUUUCCUCUUUCAGUGUUACACCUCAAGCAGAAAUAUUUAACUCCACACUGUGUGCUGCUACAUGUUUUUUCUUGCUUGCUGUCAGCGCUUACAGAACACACACACACACUGUUUCAGUUCACAGUUACCGUCAAUCCACAGCACUGAUUAAUAAUAAGUGAUCCCUCUUUGUUAAAGACAAACGACGUUUGCCACAUUUGAAAUGACUGUUCAUUUAUAAUGUGUAAUUGUAGUCUCAGCUCCACUCUGUCGUAAGAUUGAAUUUGUUUAAUGUAUGGUGAACAA
Epinephelus lanceolatus (giant grouper) is the source of this 1777-nucleotide messenger RNA. RefSeq names its product motilin receptor (gene mlnr). Gene Ontology annotation, biological process: G protein-coupled receptor signaling pathway. Gene Ontology annotation, molecular function: G protein-coupled peptide receptor activity. Lineage: Eukaryota; Metazoa; Chordata; Actinopteri; Perciformes; Serranidae. Gene Ontology annotation, cellular component: plasma membrane. The record is from RefSeq and is a predicted model, not a curated record.